AUGCAUCGUAUACCAAUAUUGGAUAGAGUGUAUGACACCAUACUGAGUAUACCCGUGUUCAAACCAGCAAAUUAUUCAUGGUGUUCUUGGUGUCGAGUGCCUCGUGUUCGAGGUCAUCCUUUGGCUGUUCUUCAUCAUCUAACACAUGCUCCAUACCAUGAGAUAGAAGAACAACUUCUUGAUCAAGAUUUGAUCGAAAAGAUCGGUUCAGGUACUGAAGCAAAUCCUUUUGUUAUUUAUCGUGAUUCACAAUCAGUCAAUACAACAAAUCUUCAACAUCUACGUUUCGUUUGCGUAUCUGAUACUCAUAAUAAUCUUGACAGAAUCGUCAUCCCAAAUGGUGACGUCUUUGUUCAUUGUGGUGAUGCAGUUAAUCAUUAUACAUGUUGGCGUGAUUUACCUAGAUUCAAUGAAUUUGUUGGCAAAUUACCACACAAACAUAAACUCUUCGUCAGUGGUAAUCAUUGUGUUGUUCUCGAUCCAAACCGACCUGAUCUCAGUCAACAGAUAUUAGAGAACAUGACCUAUAUUCAAGAUCAACUGGUUGAUAUCGAAGGAGUAAGUAUCUACGGAAGUCCUUGGCGACCACGAAGGGGUCGUAUCUAUCCAUCCGAAGCAUUCGGAUAUGAUGCUGCAGACAUUCAAGCUGAUAUUUGGUCCAAGGUUCCUGAAAAUAUUGAUAUUUUGCUCACCCACAGUCCUCCCUACAGUGUUCGAGAUUAUGAUCCGUCACAUGAAGAACGUUUAGGAUGUCCAGGUCUCUUACAUGAAGUGAUCACUCGAGUGAAACCUCGUAUUCAUCUUUUCGGUCAUGUACAUUCAGAUUGGGGUGUUAGUGUAUACAAGAGCGACGAAAAUUCUACUUUGGAACAAAGCAAUACGAUAUUACCUUCACACGAUAUUCUGUUCGCCAAUUUAUCAAUUAAACGUUCGAAAAGAAUAUUUGGUGAACCGGUAGUCAUCGAUUAUUUCUAUUGA
This is a messenger RNA of Rotaria sordida, 978 nucleotides long. Lineage: Eukaryota; Metazoa; Rotifera; Eurotatoria; Philodinida; Philodinidae. The record is from the annotation of a GenBank genome assembly.